This is a messenger RNA of Macroventuria anomochaeta, 1393 nucleotides long. Its product is annotated as glutaredoxin domain-containing protein. Gene Ontology annotation, molecular function: glutathione disulfide oxidoreductase activity. The transcript is spliced from 2 exons. The record is from RefSeq and is a predicted model, not a curated record. Gene Ontology annotation, cellular component: cytoplasm; fungal-type vacuole; Golgi lumen. Gene Ontology annotation, biological process: cellular response to oxidative stress. Bases 330 to 1115 code for a protein of 261 amino acids. NCBI's taxonomy places the organism in Eukaryota, Fungi, Ascomycota, Dothideomycetes, Pleosporales, Didymellaceae.
UGACGCCCUCGCUGCUUUUACUUGGAACCAGUACAUAUAGCGAGCACUGUUCCUUUUUGCAGACAUACUGCAACAGCAUAAGCAGCAUUACACACUCAUUGCAGCCGCGCUGCAUCCUCGGACGAACACCGCAUCCUGCAAUUGCUCGCCUGACACCUGCCAACAGCCGUCUUGACCACAACCUUGCAUACACAGUCGAAUUGGCCAUUUCCAGUAUUGGCAGCCCCUAUUGCCAUACAAACAUCGACCAGACCGUGUUACAUUGAGCACAACACCACGGCCAGCACCACAUUUGCAUAUCGCACCGUCGACCCAAUUCCAACCUCAUCAUGCCGUCGCACCGCCGCAUGAGGCUCUUCGGCGUCCUCUUCCUCGUCACCGUCGUCGUAAUCCUCUACAUGGCCCGCUCGGGCACACAAACCCACGCCUCAGACUUCUACACCAAGACCCAAGAAGCCCUCCAGCAGCACGAGUUCGCCGAGGCCGCCAAACAGCGCGACGCAGACAGCGUAGGCACACGCCUCAAAGCCGCCGAAGAAGCUGCCAAGAAAGCCGCGGACGACAAGAGCGCAGAGUACCACAAGGCUGUCGAGGGCAAGGACAAGUCUGUCGCCGGGCGCGUCAAGAUCGAGGGCGAGAAAGCCUCACCCGUGCCGGGCGUUGCAGCACAGGGCGGGCGACCGCGCGACCAGGCGGCGCUGAAGGGGCAUCAGACGCCUGAGGACCACGAUGUGGAGAUCGAGCUCAAUGCCAUUCUCAAGAAGAGCCCUAUAAUCAUAUUCUCCAAAUCCUACUGCCCCUUCUCCAAACGCGCCAAACACAUCCUCCUCGAAAAGUACUCGAUCACACCCGCGCCCUACGUCGUAGAGCUGGACCAGCACCCGCUGGGCGCAAAGCUGCAGGACACACUCGCGCAGAUGACCGGUCGACGUACCGUGCCGAACGUUUUGGUGCAGGGGAAGAGCAUUGGCGGUGGAGAUGAUAUGCAGGAGCUUGAUGAGACGGAUAAGCUGAUUGAGACGCUCAAAAGCUUGGGUGGGAGUAGGGUGCAGGAUGUUGUGCAUAAGGGGACGAGGGAGAAGAAGGACGACACUAUGCGAAGGAGGAGAGCCUAGAUGGCUCUGAUUGUCAGACUGGGACCGAGGUUUGUGUUUUUGUGUAUUGUUAUGAUGGCGGAGACGGAGUUGCUUCUCGACUUGGCGUUGUGGGGCUCGGUAUUUGGCUUGCCUCACAUGUGGUUGGCCAUGGCGAUGAGAGUGCUUGAGUAUGUAUGAGCAUUGGUUCCGGGGUGUUGUUUGGGUUGGACACAGGCAUGGAUAUACCCUUGAUAGUUUAUCAGAAUGAGCAUCGCUGACAUGCAAGCAGAAUAGGCAUGAUAAUAUGCAUCAUCUAG